Messenger RNA from Paramisgurnus dabryanus, 1804 nucleotides. RefSeq names its product RIC3 acetylcholine receptor chaperone a (gene ric3a). Gene Ontology annotation, biological process: protein localization to cell surface; synaptic transmission, cholinergic. Lineage: Eukaryota; Metazoa; Chordata; Actinopteri; Cypriniformes; Cobitidae. Gene Ontology annotation, cellular component: neuronal cell body; neuron projection; intracellular membrane-bounded organelle. The record is from RefSeq and is a predicted model, not a curated record.
GGAAAAUAAUAAAAAGCAAUAACAAAAAAAUCCAAUGAUGAAAUAAUGAAUUAAUGUCUUAUCAUCUUAAUCCCACCCGGAUGAAGGAUUAAUGUUUUCAGUCAUUUCCGCUCCAUCAAAUCAACAGGAAUAUCGCAGUCAUGUAAUGUCGAGGCUUACACAUUUUGUUUUGUACAUCAUAUUUCUUUCUCGUAAAGAUUAUGGCUAUUUCAACAUGUCAGAAAAUCACCUUCGUCUCCUGCAUCGUCCUCUGUAUGUCUUUAUUUCUACCCAAAAUGUUUUUACCCAGAGAGAAGAAAGAAAAAGUGCGUGCGGAGGUCGGGCCAGGGCAUUACCCUCAAUUACAUCAUGGGCAUUCAUUCUCUGAAGAUCAAGUUAACUGGUACACAGAGUCUCAUUACAACCCAGAGGCCAUUGCCAGAACCAAGGGUGUUGGCAAGCCAAAUCUUCUGGUUCAGGUCAUUCCUGUAUAUGGGUUUGGGAUCUUCCUUUAUAUCAUCUACCUGUUCUUUAAGCUGACGUCUAAGGACAAACCCCAACACCAAGGGUGCAAAUUCCCCAUAUUGCAGGCAGAACACACAUUGGAAGAAAUGUCUACUUGUCAGCCUCAGACCAAAAUGAGUGAAAGAAUGAGAGAAAAGAAAAUAUUUAAAGUUGUUCAUCCAUCUGCCAGGUCCCGCAGGGGCACACGGAGACGGGAGGAGAAGCUGAAGCAGUUGAAGGAGAUCACUCAAAUGAUGCGGGAGAGACAGCUUCGAGAGGGAGUCACGCCAGAAGAGGAGGCUGAGGAAGCCCCCUACACCGCAGACUGGGAGGGCUAUCCAGAGGAAACCUUUCCGGAGUAUGAUGUGGCCUUUCGCAGAUGUAGGUAUCCUAGCGUUAUACUGGAAGAACCUGGCCAAGUUAUACCCACAGCUGAGGAGCUUGCAGAAAGAAUGGAUAAAGAAGAGGAAGAAGAAGAAGAAGAAGAAGAGCCUGCUGACAAUGACUGUAGUGAUGAGAAUCAAGUGAAGGAGGAGAUUAAAGGUGAAGAUGCCGAAAAAGAAGAGAAUGAGGAUGAAGAUAGUGAAGAAGACAGUGAUGAGGAAGAUGGGGAGGACGACAUUGGAGAGGAACAGCCAUGUCUUCCUAAAAGUAUUGAUGAGGAUGACGAGAGACAUCCAGGUGAAAGAGAAAAGAGACCAAGCAGAAGACGACAAAUCACUUUUAGUGAUCACAGACAUGUCUUUCAUUAUCCAAAGGGUGGAGCUGUUGGCUGCAAGUAUGAGGAAGAAGAGGAGGAGGAACUUAAAGAAGAAGAGGGGGAUGAAGAUGCAACUGAAGAAGACUUGGAAGAUGAGGAAGAUCAGAAUAAUGAGGAGGUGCGGAGUGAAACGGAUGAGGAGAAGGAAGAGGACCCACUAAUGGAGGCUGAGAGUCUAGGUUUUAAUGAUGACGAUCUUGAGUGUGAUCCUGAGGAACAGGAAGUAGAUCUCAUUGACUUCCUCCAGACAUACCAACCCGAGGUAACCGUCAUCUCCAGUCAGUCACCGUCUCUAAAAGCUAAGGCAUCUGGAACACUUCGAAUGCGAAACAAGAAACAAAAGAUAAAGAAGUGACCCACCCGUCCAACAAAAUUCAUCUUUAAUUCUCUCCUGUAGAACUGUACCACUUUAUAAACUUACAGUACCUUAUUGUAAAUCUUUCCGAUUACUCUGUUCAAGGAGACACCUUCUUAAUAACCACUGUGAUUUUAUGAUCAAUAUAAAGGGUCGUUCACAUUAUAAUGAUAAGUAUAUAGAAGAGUUCACACCAGGGGCGUCAG